Messenger RNA from Scatophagus argus, 3328 nucleotides. RefSeq names its product RPA1 related single stranded DNA binding protein (gene radx). NCBI's taxonomy places the organism in Eukaryota, Metazoa, Chordata, Actinopteri, Scatophagidae. The coding region runs from base 527 to 3079 and encodes 850 amino acids. Gene Ontology annotation, molecular function: single-stranded DNA binding. The transcript is spliced from 15 exons. Gene Ontology annotation, cellular component: replication fork. Gene Ontology annotation, biological process: regulation of DNA repair. The record is from RefSeq and is a predicted model, not a curated record.
CGCGUUCGUCGCGCUGAUGACGUCAGGUCAGUGAGUGCAGCUCAGCGCGGAAUUUAAACACUGGAUUUUACGGAGUACAUUAGCCGGCCUGUUUAUGUUGGACUUGGAGUGAAGUAUUUGGCAUGGUAACGUUAGACAUACAAUCUACCUAUACUUGGGGUGGACUUCUUUCUUUUUGGCCACAUUUUGCAAAACAGUGACGCAAUCAAACAGCACCCGAGGAGUUGUUUGUACUGCCAGCCUUGGCCGUUAGCUGUAACUUCAUUAACGCAGUAUCCUCCUCUCAAAGCACCGAGGAAUAUUAAGUCUUGUGUGGCAAACUAGCUCCAGAUAAGUUUUCUCCUACAGUGUUUUAAAUAUUACUAUUUACUCUGCAUAGGUUUAAGUCGUGUGGGAAAACGCUACUGUUGCUAACACUGACAGGACGAAGUUAGUUAGCCGACAAGCUAACAUGAGAUAGUUUGGUUAACUUACAGACUGACACACCGGCUGUCUAGGAAAUAACAAGUACAAUUAUCUUUUCACAAUGGACGAUAGCUCGUCCUGUUCUUCAGUGGUGGCCGGUCAUUCUCAAGCGUCUUUCCUCCAGAGGACGUUGGAGCGGUUAUCCUCAACACAGUGUCUGAAACUGCAAAGCGAGGAGGCGGCUCCCGUCGCUGUCAUUGCACUUCAGAGGUACCUGUCUGAGCAAACCGAGGGACAGCAGCUGCUCGACAGCUACAGCUACGAUGUGACGCUCACUGACGGAGUGUGGCGGGCAAAAUGCUUUGUUCACCCUGAUUUAAAUCACCUAGUGCAUACAAACAUCCUGAGGACUGGGGCGGACAUCAGCAUCACGCAGUGCUCCUUUGUUUACAAUGAGAGGAUACUGGGACACGGUUACAUUUGCAUCGAAAAGCUCCAGUGUGGUGCAGGAAGAUCUGCCGUCUUGCGCCGUAUAAAGGAUGUCAGUUCACUGCCUGUGUUGGUCAAGCAUGGCAUGGAAAGGAGUGCGGUGCUACAAAGUGAUGUUCCUCUUCAGGUGAGCCGCAAACAUUACCUGUCUCUGUGGAACAACGACGACCCAGAGGGAGACGUGUGGAUCUAUGGGCCUCCCUCAUCUGACACAGUGCUGGACGUGUCCAAGAUUACUCUUCUUAGUAGUCUGGAGUCAUGUUUUAAAAACACAUGGAAACCUCUCCCUCUCCUAGUGAGGAUAAUACACAAAUCCAGAUUAAGAUAUUAUGGGAAGUUUGGGCUCAAGAUUGAUUACCCCUACCAGGCAUACUUUGAAGUUGCUGACCAGAGUGGGACGAUGUCCCUCGUGCUUUGGAACGAACUUUGUCCAGAGUUUUACCAUAAAUUAAAUGUGGGCACAGUGUUGUACCUCCAAAGUUACACCUUGAAGCAGAGUUAUUCAAACCGGUCACACCCGCAAAUGGACCAUCACAGAAUGAAAACCUUUAACUCCGUAGAAAUCUGCCUGAAUCCUCGCAACCCAGCUUCUGUCAUCACUGUGGUAUCACCAAAGAAUGUACUGCCUCAGUGGGGGCUGCCUGAGGUUUCCUAUCAGUUCGUCACCAGAUCAGAGUUGGAAAAAUUAUCCAACAAUUCUGCAUGUGACGUCAUUGGUUUGGUGACAUUUGUUGGUCGCGUCGAAAGAGUUAAGAGUAAAGGGAACAAGGGUCCAGAAAAAUAUUGGACAUAUCGCUGGAUCCAUGCAGUGGAUGGAACAUCUGGCCACCCUUUUAUCCUGGAGGUUUUUUCCUCUUCUCAACCAGAAAUCUUCAGUCGUAUAUGCCCAAUGACAUACCUGGUGUGCACUCAGAUGAGAGUUUGCCAAGUGGAGGGCGCGAUGCCCUAUCUGACGAGCAGCUGCGAGACAGAGACGUUCAUCACAGGCUACCACAAAGGUCAGCCGUAUGUGAGCGACCUCAAAGUGAAGAGCUUCAUCCAGUGGACCAAAACUCUGAAAGACAACGUUGUCCUCCAGAAGACUGCUGUUGGUGGUCAUUACUGCUAUCCUCAUCCCCCCCAGAAAUGUACCAAGUCAAUGGCUGAUGCCUCAGCCCCAACGCCGCUGGUUGCUGUGGCUGACUUGAAGAAGGAGUUAGAGACUUUGCAGUACAGAGAACAUAAAAGACUGGCCAUUCAAGGACAGAUCACAGCAGUGCGCUACAUGAAAAACGCAAAGACCCCAGAGACCCGAGGAACAGAAGAGAGAGAGGUGUCAGAUGUUUCUACUGAGAUGUGUGAACCAGCUGUACCAGUUACACAGCGUGAUCCCUCCACAGAUGAACAGACCUCAGGGGCCAGUUCAACAACUCCCUCCGCCGAGAAAAUCUCAGCAAGCAAAAGGAAAAGAAGAAAUCAAACAAGACAAGCCAUACUGUCCUCCGUGGAUUGUGGUAGCAUGCCAGCAAAAAGGAGGGCUGGACCUAAAAUUACAGACGAAGGACAAGAGCAGGAAGAAGAAGACCCUGGAGAAGAAUCUGAGGCGGCUCGGGAUGUAGAAUGUCGCGUCCAAGUUCACAAUCACGACUCUGAUGUGUCAUCUUGGGAAAGCAGCAGCUGGCUGAAUCAGCGACAAGAAGUGUCUGAACUUUUGUGUCAAGGCGGUCUGUACCAGGAGAGUGUCUCACAAAGGUUCACGCUUGACGAAAAGGACGUCCUCCUGCAGUGGAGUAACCUUCAGCCGACACGGUGGGCACCAGAGCAAACCGCUGACACCAUCCCGUCAGUGAUUUGUCCAGGAUACUACCAAGUAACAAUAUUAGGUAUAAACAAGCAGAUAGCCGCUGAGGCUGCCUAUUUUCCCAUCGUGAGCUCAGAUGAUCCCAGGGCUGUCGGACUGCCUCAAGAUCCCCAUGGAAACACUAUGCUGUCCUGCCUUUCAUCAGGGUUCCUCUGCCCUCUCAGUGAUGCCGCCAUCCACAGUGAGGGGACUCUUCCUGAACCAGUGGAGGUCUUGGCGACUGCCAGUGAGUUGGAGGACAUGCACGUCGUGUGCAUCUUGGACCUUUGUCAUCUGGGUGGAGAUAAGGUGGAGGUCCUGAUCAGCAAAAUGUACAGAGUGACAGAGUUUGGUCUUGAUGAGUAGGCACAGCACAACAAGUGUUCUGUGAGGCUAUCUUGUAGUUAUCAUCAGUGUACAUUAAUCCUGUAAUUAGAAUUAUUUUGGAUAGGAAACUUAGUCAACUUCUUUUAGACCAAACCUCAACUUGUAAAUUUUCUGACUACCAGUUUUAUGUACAGUAAAUGUCACAAAAUGCUUGAAUAACUAUGAUUAUGAGCUUUUGAAGAGAGGAAAACAUUUUAUGACCCAUUAAAACUCAAUACAACUUGUGAA